Tuber aestivum (summer truffle) is the source of this 2490-nucleotide messenger RNA. The record is from the annotation of a GenBank genome assembly. Lineage: Eukaryota; Fungi; Ascomycota; Pezizomycetes; Pezizales; Tuberaceae.
UCUCUCUCUACUGCCACCUCUAUUUUCUCCUCUUCAUUCCUUUCCCCCUAUUAUUCCUUCUCCUUAUUCCCCAUGAUUCCGGCCGCAUUCUUACACUCUUCCUGAACUCUCCGGUCUUUGGGAUUUGGUACACCGCUUCCGGUUCGCAUACUCUCUACCUCACCCUUCUCGGCCCCUUCCAUGUCUAGCGCGAGAAGACGGCCUUCGCUCUGGUCACACUUCUCGUUCCAGCGUAAACCCGCAAGAUCCUCGAGCAUAUCCUCGCAACUACGACCCUCCGACGACCGAUACGAGAAAUCCGGACGCCACACGGAACCCAGCCCAGCCUUUCCAGCCAUGUCGAACCGAUGGUUGAAAACCUUGUCGGUGGCUGUUAUCUUUGCCCUGGCCUUAUUCGUCCUUGCCCCCAGGGACAGGUCCAGUGCUGCCCCCGAAUAUGUAGGAGGUGAGUCGUGUGAUCUUCCACUUGAGAGAGGAUCUGUUUCGAACUGAAUUAGAUGAAUUGGGUUUUGCAGCAGACAAGACACGAAACAUCUCGAACAGCAGAGCCAUGCCUAAUACCAAGCCCACCGCGCCGGCCUCCAGCGGCCAAGGCCAAGCCGCCCUCGAUGAGGAGUCGGGGACUAGGAGCUGCACGAGGUCAAGCUCCCCGAAGAAGCCUAUUGUGCAGUAUGCUAUCAUGGUCGAUGCAGGAUCCACUGGGUCUAGAAUUCACGUCUAUCGCUUCAACAACUGUGGCGCUACUCCUGAGUUGGAGAGCGAAGAGUUCAAGAUGAUCAACCCUGGGCUUUCUUCUUACAAGGGGGAUUCUGAGGCUGCUGCCAAGAGCCUGGAUGCUUUGCUUGAGGUGGCCGUCGAUAAGGUUCCCAAUAAGUUGAAGGGAUGCACACCAAUCGCGGUGAAGGCCACCGCUGGAUUACGACUCUUGGGUGAGGAGAUGAGUCGAAAGACUUUAGAUGCGGUUAGACAGAGACUCGAGACCCGCUACCCCUUCCCCGUCGUUGCCGGUGACGGUGUGUCCAUCAUGGAAGGAAAGGAUGAAGGUUUGUUGUCAUGCCCCCGUAUUUUCCGAUCGCUAUUGACACCGCCCAGGCGUCUACGCCUGGAUCACCACCAACUAUCUGCUUGGCAAGAUUGGUAGUCCCGAGGAUACUCCCACUGCGGCGAUCUUCGAUCUGGGAGGUGGAUCAACACAAAUUGUCUUUCAGCCCACUUUCCCCUCGAGUGGUGGCGGGAUGCCUGAGCACCUUGCCCCCGGAGAUCACAAGUACGCCUUGAACUUUGGUGGGCGCAACUUCGAUCUUUAUCAACACUCUCAUCUCGGAUAUGGUCUCAUGGAGGCUCGCCGCUCCAUCCACAAAUUGCUCGCCGAGACACGAAAGAAGGAAGGUGGGGAGGAUUGGGCCAAGGCGCCAAUCGUUAACCCUUGCAUUAUUCCCGGCAUGUCUCGUGAGGUGACCGUCAAGAUGGAUGAGGAGGAUGAAGUCAAGCUUAACAUGAUUGGCCCUAGCGAGCCUUCCAUGCCUCAAUGCCGAUUCCUUGCUGAGACAAUUCUUAAGAAGGAUAAAGAGUGCAAGCUUACCCCUUGCUCAUUCAAUGGGGUUCACCAGCCUUCUCUGGCAAGAACUUUUGCAAAGGAGGAUGUCUACAUUUUCUCGUACUUCUUCGACCGUACUCGCCCCCUCGGUAUGCCGGACAGUUUUACAUUGAGGGAAAUGACUGAGACCACAGCCAAGGUCUGCGGUGGUAAGGAUUCAUGGGAUGUUUUCCAAUCCAUCGAUGGUGCCAUGCCCGAGCUGUUGGACCGGCCAGAAUACUGCUUGGAUCUAAACUUCAUGCUUGCACUGCUUCACACUGGUUAUGAGAUGCCUCUCGAUAGAGAAGUCAAGAUUGCAAAGAAGAUUAAGGGCAAUGAGCUUGGUUGGUGCUUGGGUGCUAGUCUUCCGCUUCUUGAUCAAGGUGAAGGCGGUUGGCAGUGCAGAGUCAAGGAGACGUCAUAAAGCGAAAGAAAACGAGGUUUAGAGUUUUAUUUCCACUUGUAAUCUGCGCGAAUGUUUUUUCUUUUCUUUUUUCUUUUUUACCUUUUGCUUACCCUGUCAUCAUACUUCAUAAUUCCCCCCUUUUCCUUUUUUUUUUUUUUCUUUUUCGAUAAAUAGUCUGGUAAUUUUAUCUGUUUUGAUACGGAGGCAUAUGGUCUAAGAGUUUGCUGGACUGGUGUGACAGUGCAUCAAAAAGGAGAUGUUUAAUUACCGAGCUAUCAUGGCUAGCUCGAUUUACGACGAUGGAGGACUCCCUGUAGGAAUUUAGAAGAAUCUGGAGUUUGGACCAAAAAUCCGGAUAGCAGACUGUUCCCGUGGGGAAAAUGGGUUUCUAGACUGCUAGAUUAUGAUCAUUGCAGUAAAAUGGGACCACACAUGUGAUGCUGGAUGGUUGUCAUUGCAACCGGGAAGCAAUCUCUUGUAGGAUUGUGACCCCAUUUUGUGUAUUGCC